AUGUCCACCCGCGCCGGACGAGUCCGUCGGCCACCUCACUCCGACCAAUCGGAGCCCGCCACGUCAUUGCGCUCCGCCCCCGACGAACCAGCCGCCGCCACAUCACCGCCGCCAUUCCCCUCCACCGCGCGGGCCCGGGAGGCCCAGAUCCGCCCCCCCCGGCCCGGUACGCCGGGCCCUCGCCUGUCGCGGGCUCCCGCGCGCCCGAGCCCCUUCGUCGCCGGUGCUCGCCUCCGCCGCCGCACGCCUCCGUGCGCCACUGGAACCCCGUCGGUGCUCGCAUCCCCGCCACCGUGCCAACUCCGGCCGCGCGCUGCCCGCGCCUCUCCUCCGCCGUUCCGCCGUCGCCGGCUCCGCCACCAACCUCGCUGGCGCGCCCUUGCGCCGACUUCGCCCCGCGCCGCCGCCGGCUACCUCCGCCGCCGACGCUGCCCCGGCGCCGCCUCGCGCCCGCUUUCAACGCGCCCGGCGGCCCUCCGCCGCCGCGGCGCCGGAUCCGGCUGGAUCCGGCAGGACCAGCCCGUCCCCGACCCUCUCCGGUGA
Aegilops tauschii subsp. strangulata is the source of this 543-nucleotide messenger RNA. The record is from RefSeq and is a predicted model, not a curated record. Lineage: Eukaryota; Viridiplantae; Streptophyta; Magnoliopsida; Poales; Poaceae.